This is a messenger RNA of Diutina rugosa, 2160 nucleotides long. RefSeq names its product putative tubulin tyrosine ligase. Gene Ontology annotation, molecular function: hydrolase activity. The coding region runs from base 1 to 2160 and encodes 719 amino acids. Gene Ontology annotation, biological process: protein modification process. The transcript has a single exon. The record is from RefSeq and is a predicted model, not a curated record. Lineage: Eukaryota; Fungi; Ascomycota; Pichiomycetes; Serinales; Debaryomycetaceae. Gene Ontology annotation, cellular component: P-body.
AUGCACGUUUUGCUCACCAACGACGACGGGCCCUUGGACGACCACCUGGCGCCGUACAUCAAGUACCUCGUCGACGCCAUCCGCACCACCACCGACUGGGACUUGCUGAUCGUCGUCCCCGACCAGCAGCGCCUGUGGAUCGGCAAGGCGCACUUCGCCGGCAAGACGGUGGCGGCGCUGUACGUGUACACGACGGAGACGGUGUCUUUGGGCGCCACGGCCGUCAACACUAAGCUUGGCCCCUUUACCACCCCGCAACCCCAGUACCGCGACGACCCCCGCUACCAGGAAUGGUGUCUUAUCGACCUGACGCCGGCGGCGUGCGCCGACAUUGGCAUCCACCAUCUCUACUCCCAGCUGAAACUGAAGCCCGUCGACCUCGUCAUCUCCGGCCCCAACUACGGGAAGAACCUGGGCAACUUGUACGUGCUCACCCUGGGGACGGUGGGGGCGGCGAUGGAGGCGGUCACCCACGGGGUGAAGGCGGUUGCCCUCUCCUACGCCUUCUUCCUGCCCCACCACGACCACCAAGUAUUGCAGCAGGCGGCGCGGAUCUCGGUGGCGUUGAUCCGGCGGCUUUAUCGCCAGUUACUCAAGCGAGACGACGUCGAUAUCUUUCUGGUCAACGUCCCGCUCUUGCCGCUGCUUGAGUACGGCAAAACCAAUAUCCACUACGCCCCGAUCUUGGAAAACUACUGGAACAGCAUCUACGCCCCCGUCGCCACCGACGACGGCACCCACCGGUUCCAGUGGCAGCCUGACUUCAAGAAAGUCCACAAGGAUAGCAUGCUCGACCCCCAUCACAGCGACCUGAGGGUGCUCUUGGACGAGGGCAUUCUGGUGACGCCGCUUAAGGCGGCGUUCCGUCCCGUGGAGCCGCUCGCGGGCCAAAUCACCCUUGACGAUGACGACGACGAUGGCGACGACGCCGUGGCGGCGCCGAUGCGCCAGUUGGCGAUUAUCGACGAUACCGAUAAGCUUAGCCUGCCGACACUUUUAAUCACGUUCCCGCCGUCGCUGUACACGUUCGAGCCAGCGGCGCGGGGGUUCCACGGGUUCACCGUCACCACCAACCGCGCCGUGCUCGAAGACGCUAACGUCAAGGUGUUCCACUACGGCGACUACGAAGACCUCGACUUUGACCGGGUCUACAGCGACAACUACUACUUCUGCUCGUACGUGUACCGCAAGGCGCUCAUCCGCAAGCACUACUUGGCCAACACCGUCCACCACUACGUCACCAAGCACCCGGAGUCGAUCCUCGCCCGGGCGGUCCCGGCGCUGUACCUGAUCGAGGUCGACUACGCCGAGUUCUUGGACGACGCCCUCGACGACGCCUACGAGCUCCGCGACGACAUUUUGGCGGGGGACCGGCUGUGGAUCCUCAAACCCAGUAUGAGCGACAAGGCGCAGGGGAUCAGAGUGUUCCGCACCUUGGACGACUUACAGGCGAUCUUCGACUCGUUUGAGGCCGACGACGAUAGCGACGACGACGACGGCGAUGAUGACGCCGCCGACGUCGAUAACAACGGCGUCAUCGUGUCCCAGCUCCGCCACUUCAUCGUCCAGGAGUACAUGGACCGGCCGCUUCUCCUCGCCAACUACGGCAACCGCAAGUUCCAUUUGCGGGUGUACGUCGUCGCCGCCGGCAACUUGGCGGUGUACGUGUACCGGUCGAUGUUGGCGCUCUUUGCCGGCGCCGCCUACCAGCGGCCGCAGGAGCUGGCGGACAUGGCGUGCCACCUCACCAACACCUGUGUCCAGCAGGGCCAGCUGCCGUUGGUGGUGCCGUUCUGGCAGUUGCACGACCCCAACCACUUGAACCGCCCGCAGAAGCAGCGGGUGUUUGACCAGAUCUGCACCAUCACCGGCGAACUCUUUGCCGCCGCCACCAGCGUCGACAAGAUGAACUUCCAGCCGAUGCCGCACGCGCUCGAGAUGUUUGGCGUCGACUUCUUGGUCAACCACGACUACCUGGUGCUGCUCCUCGAGGUGAACCUGUACCCUGACUUCAAGCAGACCGGGGACGAGCUUAAGGGGAUCAUUGACGAGUUAUUCGUCAAUGUCGGUGACGUCGCCUACGAGAUGAUGAUGGGUAAGCCGGUCAGUGGUGACGUGCCCAGCCACCCUCAGUUGGUGGAGGUAUUACGCCAGAACUGA